Molecule: messenger RNA, 1695 nt
Organism: Dermacentor andersoni
Lineage: Eukaryota; Metazoa; Arthropoda; Arachnida; Ixodida; Ixodidae
Cellular component (GO): extracellular region
Molecular function (GO): chitin binding
Source: RefSeq, a predicted model, not a curated record
UUACAUACACCCGUGGCCAGAGAACUCAGAUGUACCAUUUCGGGCGUAGUUCUUCCUUUUUUUUUUUCUUUUUUAGGGAACGUUUAAAGCCUGACUUCCCGGACACUGUGAACCACCUGUGAAAUGGUACAGAAGCUAGCGUCCAUGCUUUCGCUCUAGUGAAGCUGACUAAAACGAGCAAAAAACGUACUUCUUUCUCUUUACGUGGGCUGGAAACAAAACUGAGGCUCGAGGAACGCGUCCGAGAAAAACGCUCUUUCAAAAGGAGGCGAGGACUGCCAACAGAGCGCGCUAGGCACACAAGGAAAGUCGCCUGUUCCGACAAAAUUCGACACGGGUGCAGCGCACGUUCCUGCGCUAAAACACGCAGCGGUAUAUAAGGCCUCCCUUCUGGCCGUCGACCACUGAGUUUUACCUUGCUCGGUGUGCUGUGGAUAUCCUAACGUUUCUCCUGGCUCCUCUGCCCUGAGAACUUCUCCAAGAUGUGCCAAUCAACUUGCACGGGCAUGUUCACGGCCGUUCUGCUCAUCCUUUCAUUUGCCUCUGCCCACGACGUUGCUGAGGAACUCAGGAUGAAACGCCAGACGUACUCCCUCCCACACGGCUCCGAGCUGCUUCUCGAACCGCUGAGGACGAGGUUCACCUGCCGCCACGACGGCUACUUUGCAGACGUGGAUAACAACUGCAGGGUUUACCACAUCUGCACUCGAUCCGCCGAGACGCGACAGCUGCAGCGAUUCAGCUUCCUGUGCGGCAACUUGACCAUGUUCAACCAGCUGACGCUGACGUGCUCGCGACCCGAGGACUCGGUGCCAUGCCGGAACGCCCCCGUCUUCUACUACGUCAACGACAACAUCGGCUACCAAGACACGCCCUUCCUAUACGACGAUGACGUCAGUAAUGCCGACCAGUUCAUUCACGAAAACAGGCUGCUCGAAUCCAUCCCGGCUGCCAAGCGGCGGUUCUAAAGCCAGCGGCCCGAGUGACUAUCCGCGCGUGAUGCUAUAGGUGCGGUGCUGUCUCCGGGAUGCCGUCUUCGCUAGCACCUGAUCGGCGGCGUUCGGAAAACGCGGCCGUGCUGGUGUCCAUUUCGAAGAGAAACAUGGACCGCAGUGUGCCCACGCUGCCGCUUACCCAAUUAAGGGUAACGCUGCUAAGCGAACUCCACUGUAUGUGUGGGCAUAAGCAGCUCCAAGAACACGCAGCUUAUGUCAGACGACGUUAUACAACAAAGUAACGAAUGUGCAUAACGAUGCGAAGCAUACGAGUACAUUGUCGCUUCGAUUUUCUGUACAUCACAUCGAUGAUAGAAACAAGCAAUGAUACGCGUGCCCCGCUGUAGGCAGCAGUUCCCAAUGCGUGGAGCUUCGCCUGCUACGCAUCGUCUAAUGUGAUAAAUCAAUAAAAGAAGAAGAAACACUGAAGUGGGCCUGUAAAAUCAUUACUCCUGCUACAUCUUCAGGUCACUGCCACGUGCGCGCAUCUUCGUAUAACGUGCCAACGCUUUGUUUUCCUCAUGUAUACUCAAGCUCGUACGACGGCUAAACAAGACCACGCUUACUUCUGAAAAGGACAAAGCCGCAGCGCACAUGACAGGCACUGUGUCUUUGUCUCGAAUGCGCUGUGAUAUUUGCUUCGUUAUGAAUCAACGGCCUAAGAAAACGUUUUUGCUGACCUCUGAGCAACCUAGACAAC